This is a messenger RNA of Paraphaeosphaeria sporulosa, 4255 nucleotides long. Its product is annotated as cation-transporting ATPase 4. Gene Ontology annotation, biological process: intracellular calcium ion homeostasis. Gene Ontology annotation, molecular function: nucleotide binding; P-type ion transporter activity. The coding region runs from base 22 to 3900 and encodes 1292 amino acids. The transcript is spliced from 2 exons. The record is from RefSeq and is a predicted model, not a curated record. Lineage: Eukaryota; Fungi; Ascomycota; Dothideomycetes; Pleosporales; Didymosphaeriaceae. Gene Ontology annotation, cellular component: endoplasmic reticulum membrane.
GUUGACUCGGCAAACCCCACGAUGCCGCUUGUCGACAACCCGCAGAUCAAGCAGGCGAGCUUGCACACGCCGCUGCCGCUGCAGCUGCACGCAUACAUCUGGCCCUUUCUGAUUGUCUGGCCCGCCUUCCUCUCCGUCUACCUCUCGCCCCAACGCUACGAGCAGCACAUCCAGUCCUCGGAAUGGACCUUCGUCUGGGUCGGCAGCAUCACGACCGUCCAGGCGCUGAUCUGGCUCUCCACCCACUGGAACGUUAACCUCAAGAGCGCCUUCACCACGACCAAGGCCAGCGACGUCCGCACCGCCCAGCUCAUCAAAGUCCUCCCCAUCGCAAACGCCGGCGCCGCCGAAAUCUGCCCGCUCAAGCGCGAGACGGUGGGCGGCAAGCCGACCGUGUCCUUCCUGUUCCAGAAGCGCCGCUUCCUCUACGACGCCGACAAGGGCUCCUUUGCCCCGCUCUCCUACCCCCUCGACGUCGAGCCGAAGCCCCAGAUCAAGACGUUCCAGGACACAAAGGGCCUGACGUCCGCCGACGAGGUCGAGAAGCUGCAGCACUACUACGGCGACAACAGCUUCGACAUCCCCGUGCCCACCUUCACCGAGCUCUUCAAGGACCAUGCCGUCGCGCCCUUCUUCGUCUUCCAGGUCUUCUGCGUGGGGCUGUGGAUGCUCGACGACUACUGGUACUACUCGCUGUUCACCCUGUUCAUGCUGGUCGCCUUCGAGUGCACCGUCGUGUGGCAGAGGCAGAGGACCCUGAACGAGUUCCGCGGCAUGAGCAUCAAGCCGUACGACUUGCUAGUAUACAGGCAGAAGAAGUGGCAGGAGAUCCAGAGCGACAAGUUGCUGCCCGGCGACGUCGUCAGCGUCGGAAGGACCAAGGAAGACUCGGGCGUCGCCUGCGACAUGAUCCUCCUCGAGGGUUCCGCCAUUGUCAACGAGGCUAUGCUUUCCGGCGAGAGCACUCCGGUGCUCAAGGAGUCCAUCCAGCUGCGUCCCGGCGAAGCCAACAUUGAGCAGGAGGGCCUCGACAAGAACGCCUUCCUGUACGGCGGUACCAAGGUUCUCCAGGUUUCGCACGGCAACAACGCGGAAGAGGACGGCAGCGCUGUUUCGAGGCUCUCGUCUGGACUACCGCCACCACCGGACAAGGGCGCCGUUGCAGUUGUCGUCAAGACUGGAUUUGAGACCAGCCAGGGAAGCUUGGUCAGGACCAUGAUCUACUCGACUGAGCGUGUCUCCGCGAACAACGUUGAAGCAUUGCUCUUCAUUCUCUUCCUGUGCAUCUUUGCUAUCGCCGCUUCACGCUAUGUCUGGGUGGAGGGUGUGAAGCAGGACCGCAAGCGUUCCAAGCUCAUGCUCGACUGUGUGUUGAUUAUCACGAGUGUCGUACCCCCGGAACUGCCCAUGGAACUUUCGCUGGCUGUGAACACCAGCUUGGCUGCGCUGAGCAAAUACGCCAUCUUCUGUACCGAACCUUUCCGCAUUCCUUUUGCCGGGCGAGUGGACGUUGCCUGCUUUGACAAGACUGGUACUUUGACUGGCGAGGACCUCGUCGUAGACGGCAUCGCCGGCCUCACCCUCGGCACCAACGGCGGCAAGAUUGGCCCGGAUGGCGCUCACACCAACGUCAGCGCCGUCUCUGAAAUCGGCACCGAAAGCACUCUGGUCCUCGCUACCGCACACGCCCUGGUCAAGUUGGAUGAAGGUGAAAUUGUUGGCGAGCCGAUGGAGAAAGCUACUCUGACCUCUCUGGGCUGGAACCUCAGCGGCAAAGACACCCUGACACCCAAGACCGUCUCCGCCAAGUCGCAUGCUGAACUCGUACAAAUCCGCCGACGCUUCCAGUUCUCCUCCGCACUUAAGCGCCAAAGUUCCGUUGCCACUGUUCUUGUCAACGACAGUAAGACCAAGCGCAAGAUCAAGAGCACCUUUGUUGGUGUUAAGGGAGCGCCCGAAACGAUCCGUAAGAUGCUGGUCAAUGUCCCGCCACAUUACGAAGAGACCUUUAAGCACUUCACCAGGAACGGUGGCCGCGUACUUGCGCUUGCCUACAAAUUCUUGGCCCAGGACGCUGAGUGGGGCAUGAACCGUAUCAAUGAUCUCAAGCGUGAGCAGGUGGAGUGCGAUCUGCACUUUGCCGGUUUCUUGGUUCUCCAGUGCCCGCUCAAAGACGACGCUGUUCAGGCCGUGCGCAUGUUGAACGAAUCCAGCCACCGUGUGGUCAUGAUCACGGGUGACAACCCAUUGACCGCUGUCCACGUCGCCCGUCAAGUUGAGAUUGUGGACCGCGAGUGUCUGAUUCUUGAUGCACCCGAAAACGAUGACUCUGGUGAGAAGCUUGUCUGGCGUAGCGUUGACGACAAAGUCAAUAUCCCCGUGGACCCGACCAAGCCUCUUGACCCGGAGAUUAUCAAGAGCAAGGACAUUUGCGUUACUGGAUACGCCCUCAGCAAGUUCUCCGGCCAACAGGCCUGGCUGCAGCUUCUUCGGUACACCUGGGUUUAUGCUCGUGUUUCCCCGAAGCAGAAGGAAGAGAUUCUCCUUGGCUUGAAGGACUGCGGCUACACCACGCUCAUGUGCGGUGACGGAACGAACGAUGUUGGCGCUCUUAAACAAGCUCAUAUCGGUGUCGCCCUCCUUAAUGGUACUCGCGAGGAUCUAGAGAAGAUCGGUGAACACUUCCGAAACACCAAGAUGAAGGAAGUCUACCAGAAGCAGGUCGAAUUGAUGAAACGAUUCAACCAGCCCGCCCCGCCUGUCCCAAUCAUGAUCGCCCACCUGUACCCUCCCGGCCCUGGAAACCCGCAUUACGAGAAAGCCAUGGAGGCACAGGCCAAGAAGAAGGGUUUUGCACUCCCUGCUCCCACAGACGCUACAAACGGUGCGGCGACCAAUGGCGCUGUCGAGAAAAAGACACCUUCCGCGCAGCAGGGCGCUGCAGCCAUGAUGAGCUCAUUCACAGACAAAAUGAUGGAAUCAGAGCUUGCCGAACUUGACAGCGAGCCGCCAACCAUCAAGCUCGGUGAUGCUUCGGUAGCUGCGCCGUUCACAUCCAAACUCGCCAAUGUCGUUGCGAUUCCUAACAUUAUCCGCCAAGGACGAUGCACGCUUGUGGCCACUAUCCAGAUGUACAAGAUUCUUGCGCUAAACUGCUUGAUCUCGGCGUACAGUCUGUCUGUCCUCUACCUCGACGGCAUCAAGUUCGGUGAUGGCCAGGUUACCAUCUCCGGUAUGAUGAUGAGCGUGUGCUUCCUGUCCAUCUCCCGCGCGAAGCCCGUCGAAGCCCUCAGCAAAGAGCGUCCCCAGCACAACAUCUUCAACAUCUAUAUCGUCGGUUCCGUCCUCGGCCAAUUCGCAAUCCAUAUCGCUACCCUCAUCUACGUCUCGCAAUACGUCCAGCGCACCGAGCCCAAGACGCCCAACCCUGAUCUCGAAAAGGAAUUCGAGCCCUCCCUCCUCAAUUCUGCAAUCUACCUCCUCCAACUCAUUCAGCAGAUUUCCACCUUCGCAAUCAACUACCAGGGCCGCCCGUUCCGCGAGUCCAUCCGCGAGAACCGCGGCAUGUACUGGGGACUUGUCGGCGUCGCGUGUGUUGCUUUCUCCUGCGCGACGGAGUUUGUGCCUGAGAUCAACGAGAAGUUGCGCCUGGUGCCAUUUACGUAUGACUUCAAGGUUAUGAUUACGAGUGUCAUGAUUAUUGACUACGCGGGCUGCUGGAUUAUUGAGAAGGGACUGAAGACGCUGUUUAGCGAUUACAAGCCCAAGGAUAUUGCAAUUAGGCGGCCGGAUCAGCUGAAGAGGGAGGAGGAGAGGAAGCGCGUGGAGGAGAUGGAGGCGCAGCAGAAGAAGAACGCUGAGCUCGAGGAGAUGGCGAAGAAGGCUGGACUGGUGAAAUAGGGUGAUGGAGAGGGGUGUUCAUAGUGGGAUGGUCGGACUCUGGUCUGAUUCGUAGGUGAGCUGAGCUAUAGAGGCGAAGCGGGAGGGGUUCAAUACAUCGAUCGCUAAUAGACAUUUCUUGUUUUGCGGACGGUGUGUGCAAAGAGUGGUGGUAAUGAGUUCCAGUGCUGAUAGACGCCCCUUUUGGAUGUGUCGCGUGUGGCUGGUCCUGAUGAUGAUGAUGAUUAUGCUCGGCAUCAGUGACGUCUCAACCUGCUUCGCUCAGGUUCGUGUAUAUAAACCCACAUCUGAGUGCGAUGCUUUGGUCUUCACGCUUCUGUUUUCCCGGGGGUGGGGAUCAAAACACGUUCGGCGG